UGACUAUUUGAAGCAUUGUGUCCUGUACAGAGAGGUAUAGUGUAAGGGCAGUGUGCUGUACUGUACAUAGAGGUACACAGUGUGGUGUCAGUGUGCUAUACUGUACAUUGUGGUGGAGGUGUACUUUACAGAGGGGUACAGUGAGGUGGCAGUGUGCUGUACUGUACAGAGGGGUGCUGUGUGGUGGCAGUGUGCUGUACAGUGUGGUGUAGGUGUACUGUACAGUGAGGUACACAGUGUGGUGUACAGUACAGUGUGGUGGAGGUGUACUGUACAGAGGGGAACAGUGUGGUGGCAGUAGGUUAUACUGUACAGAGGGGUGUUGUGUGGUGUCAGGGUGUUAUACGUUACAGAGGGGUGCUGUGUUGUGGCAGUGCGUUAUACUGUACAGAGUGGUACAGUUUGGUGGCAGUGUGUUAUACUGUAUAGAGGGGUACAGUGUGGUGACAGUGAGUUUUACUGUACAGAGUGGUGCUGUGUGGUGGCAGUGUGUUAUACUGUACAGAGGGAUGCAGUGAGGUGACAGUGUGCUCUACUGUACAGAGGGGUACAGUUUGGUGGCAGUGCAUUGUACUGUUCAGAGGGGUACAGUGUGGUGGCAGUGUGCUGUACUGUACAUUGUGGUGCAACUGUACUGUACAGAGGGGUACAGUGGGGUGGCAGUGUGCUGUACUGUACAUUGUGGUGCAACUGUACUGUACAGAGGGGUGCAGUGGGGUGGCAGUGUGUUGUACUGAUAGAGGGUUACAGUGUGGUGGUAGUGUGUUGUACUGUAUAAAGGGGUACAGUGUGGUGGAAGUGUUCUGUACAGAGGGGUACGAUUUGGUGGCAGUGUGCUGUACUGUAUAAAGGGGUACAGUGUGGUGGAAGUGUUCUGUACAGAGGGGUACAGUUUGGUGGCAGUGUGUUGUACUGUAUAGAGGGGUACAGUGAGGUGGCAGUGGUCUGUACUGUACACUGUGGUGAAGGUGUAUUGUACAGGGAACUGACAAACAGAGCAUUCUCUUGACUACGUAAAGUGGUACAGAGUAGAGGCCAAUUGUACUGGUACAGCGUGGGUUCAAAAUGCAGAAUGUUUAUGGAGAGCCAAAGAACAAAAUGAAAGGGUGCGGUGUAACCGAUGAUGAUGGUGAUGCAGAUGACUAUGAGAAUGUGAGCAACAUUAGGAGUAUACCAGCUGUUCCAGCAAGAGAGAAGAAGGGGACUGAAGCCACUGGCAGGAGGGAAGACCUGCAGCUAAAAUGCCUGGCUAAACCUGGAAACUUCAAUGAUAGAGGGAAAAACCAUAAAGAAAAUGUUGUGACGCGGACAGUCCCAACGUUUCAUCCACCAGCUAUAGGCCUUAAUUUCUCAUCAACAGCUGUAAAUGCAGCAUUCAGAGACCUGACAGAUGCUCCAAGUUCUGAGACGAACCACAAAGAUGGUGGAUUUAAACUAAUGAUAGUGAUCUGGCUGAUCCUUAUGUUCGUGCUCUACAUUAUAAUAAGCGGCAUCAUGAUCAUAUUUUACGUGAACUUCUCGGAUCAACUCUCAGACAUGAAUCAAAAUGUCUCUCUAGCCCAAGAGUCAACCAAGAAGGAAAUAGAGCUUUGGAAGGAGUACCUGAAGAAAGACAACCAGGCGAAUGAAAUAAAUGCUCUAAAGACUGAUAUAAAAUCCAUUAAAAAACUGUUGGGCCUGUGCGGUAUAUGUCCUGCUGAAUGGACAUUGCUGGGUUCCACGUGCUAUUUUCUAUCCAAUGCUCACCAGACCUGGGAGAAUUCACAAAAGGAAUGCAGCAAACUUGGCUCCACCCUCCUCAUUCUGAACAGCAAGAAAGAAUUGGAAUCAUUGGGGCCAGUAAUUGGAAAUAAAAGGUUCUGGAUUGGGCUGAGAAAGGCCAAUGCCAAGAACUGGAUUUGGGUGGAUGGAACAGCCCCAGCGUUCACCAACUGGAAUAAUGGUGAACCGAAUAAUGCCGCCUAUCGUGAGCACUGUACAGAAAUGAUAACGGGAGGAUGGAAUGACUUGGACUGCAGCAAUACAAUAGACUACAUAUGCAAAAGAUCGCCCGAUUGCUGAGUGUACGACACUAACCAAUGACUGUGUAAAGAAUUAUGGGGAGUUUUCAGAGUUGUUAGCGAACCACAAAAGUUAGCAAUUGGGCAAAACCUUGGGGGUCAUUCCGAGUUGUUCGCUCGUUGCCGAUUUUCGCUAUAUUGCGAUUAGUCGCUUACUGCGCAUGCGCAAGGUUCGCAGAGCGCAUGCGCUUAGUUAUUUUGCACAAAAGUUAGGUGUUUUACUCACGGCAUAACGAGGAUUUUUCAUCGUUCUGGUGAUCGUAGUGUGAUUGACAGGAAGUGGGUGUUUCUGGGCGGAAACUGUCCGUUUUCUGGGAGUGUGCGAAAAAACGCUGGCGUUUCUGGGAAAAAUGCGGGAGUGUCUGAAGAAAUGGGGGGAGUGUCUGGGCGAACGCUGGGUGUGUUUGUGACGUCAAACCAGGAACGAAACUGACUGAACUGAUCGCAAUGGCUGAGUAAGUCUGGAGCUACUCAGAAACUGCUAAGAAAUUUCUAUUCGCAAUUCUGCGAAUCUUUCGUUCGCAAUUCUGCUAUGCUAAGAUACACUCCCAGUAGGCGGCGGCUUAGCGUGUGCAAUGCUGCUAAAAGCAGCUAGUGAGCGAACAACUCGGAAUGAGGGCCAAAGUGCACUCAGAGCCGGCCUUAGGCAUAGGCAAACUAGGCAAAUGCCUAGGGCAUUUGAUAUGCUUAGGGGCACCAGCAGCUUCU
Molecule: messenger RNA, 2768 nt
Organism: Pseudophryne corroboree (corroboree frog)
Lineage: Eukaryota; Metazoa; Chordata; Amphibia; Anura; Myobatrachidae
Product: CD209 antigen-like protein E
Exons: 12
Coding region: 1066-2061 (331 amino acids)
Source: RefSeq, a predicted model, not a curated record